Messenger RNA from Lithohypha guttulata, 201 nucleotides. RefSeq lists its product as uncharacterized. The record is from RefSeq and is a predicted model, not a curated record. The transcript is spliced from 2 exons. Bases 1 to 201 code for a protein of 66 amino acids. Lineage: Eukaryota; Fungi; Ascomycota; Eurotiomycetes; Chaetothyriales; Trichomeriaceae.
AUGUCGGAGCAACAGCAACAACAACAGAAGCCAGGCGUUGGUAAGGGCGCCAGUACGCUAGGCAAAGGUGUAGGAGACACAGUGACCGGUGUAACAAAAGGCGUCGGUGACACCACUUCCGCGGUUGGCAAUACUGCAAGUGGUUAUGUGACCAGUGCGACGGGCAAAAAGCAAGAUGCUCAAAACCCAUUGGGCAUAUGA